This is a messenger RNA of Bacillus rossius redtenbacheri, 5127 nucleotides long. It is a transcript of the gene SMC5, whose product is annotated as structural maintenance of chromosomes protein 5. Gene Ontology annotation, cellular component: nucleus; Smc5-Smc6 complex. Lineage: Eukaryota; Metazoa; Arthropoda; Insecta; Phasmatodea; Bacillidae. Gene Ontology annotation, molecular function: single-stranded DNA binding; ATP binding; ATP hydrolysis activity. The record is from RefSeq and is a predicted model, not a curated record. Gene Ontology annotation, biological process: double-strand break repair via homologous recombination.
GUUUUGUGAUUCGCCUAUGAUUCGCCCGUUGGCGCAAUGGUUCCCGCCAGCGAUUUUGUGUUGGUGUUGUGGUUAUCGUAUUUUUAAUGGUAGACUACGACUUUUAGAAAUAAUGUUUGCGGCAUGUACAGAACGAACUUUGAUUUCAUGUAUUUUUAUUACAUAUUAACUGUUGUUACAUCAAUUUUUAUUAUAUUUUAUUUACAAGACUGAUUUGACUACAGAAAAAUCAUGGACGGAAGAAUUGUGUCUAUUAAAGUUCAGAACUUUAUGACCUACGAUUACGUCGAGUUCUACCCGGGGAUGAACUUGAACGUCGUGAUUGGCCCGAACGGCACCGGCAAGUCCAGCCUCGUGUGCGCGAUGGUGCUGGGACUCAAGUCGAGGCCACAUCUGCUGGCCAGGGGGUCGAGUGUUGCCUCGUUCGUGAGGGGCCUUCGCGGCACGUCCACCAUCGAGGUGGAGCUGCUGAACUCGCGGGGGGAGAACCACCUGAUCAAGAGGGUCAUCAGCGCGGAGAGCGGCAACUCCUCCUGGUACCUGAACAACAUGCCGUCCCAAGUCAAGGACGUUGAGAAUCUGGUGACCAAGUUGAACAUCCAAGUGGACAAUCUGUGCCAGUUCCUGCCGCAGGAUCGAGUGCAGGACUUUGCUCGCAUGAAUCAGCAGGACCUCCUGGAGAACACAAUCAGAUGUGUGGGCAAGCAGCAAUUGCUCGACGAUUGGCAGAAGCUGAAGGACUUGCGGGAGCGUGAUAAGUCGAUGCACAACGAUGUGAAGAGCCUGUCGGAGAGCAUCAGGACGAAAGAGAGUCAGAAUUCAAGUAUUGAAACUGAUAUCAGAAGCUUACGAAAGAGGAAGACGUUGGAGCAGCAGUUAUUGACGCUGAAGCAGAAACACGGGUGGUUGGUGUACGCUGAGAAGAAGAAAACUCUAGACAAAGUCUCUGUAAGAAUUAAUGAGUUAAAAAAGGAAUGUUCAGCAUGUGAGAAAAGCAGUGCAGCAGUAAAAAGGAUGCAUGAAAAAGUUAUGGUCAAAAUGAAAGCUCUUCAGAAUAAAUACAAUGAGGAGAAUGCAGCAGCGGAAGAAAAGGCUAGUGCUGUCAGAAACACAUGCCAGUCGCUGAACAAGGCUGAAGAUGUAAUCGAAGACGAAAGGCAAGUAAUGGAGGGGAGAAUUCAGAUGGCGGAACAGAGAGAGAAGGAAAUGACAAAGUUGGCGUCUGACAUAGGCAAUGUUGUGUCUCAGUUGGAAGCGGCACGAAAAGAACUAGGGAACACAGAUUUUUCUGCUGAGGUGAAAGAACUGGGCAGGAGAAAUAUGAGAAAAAUAGAAGAAAAGAAGGUACUAAUGCAGGAAGAACAACAGAUCUUGGGCACUUUGCAAAUGCACAGCUAUGAAGCCAAAGCUCUGGAGAACGAACGUGCCAGGCUUCUGGACGUGAAGAACCAAAGACUUGAGCUGUUGCGUAACAAGUACCCAGAUGCCGUAACAGCCGUCAAGUGGUUACGCGAGAACCAGAAACGCUUCCAAUACCCAGUGUACGAGCCGAUAAUGACUCUGAUAGACCCGACCAGCGCGAGCGGAGCCAGGUACUUGGAGAGCAUCAUCGCCCACAGGGACCUGGUGGCCUUCGUGUUCGAGGACGCCGGCGACAUGAGCACGUUCCUGCUGGAGAUGAGGGAGGGGAAGGGGCUGAACGUGAACGCGGUGCAGUCGGACGGACGGCCCAGGAAGUUCGAGCCCAACGUGCCCCUGUCUGCGAUAAGCUCUUACGGCUUCACGCUGUACACAUCGUCGCUGUUCACCACUGUGCCCGCAAUCAACAACUACCUGUGCGAGACCUACAACCUUCACAACAUACCCAUCGGCAACGACAGGACCUACCAGAUGUUGGAUGAAGUGCCGUCGCACAUCAAAUUUUUCUUCACGUUGGACAAACGGAUUACCCGGAAAACAUCUCGCUACAGCAACAACUCCACGACGCUCAUGGGCAGUCUAGGAGAGGCCAGGUUUCUCAAUAUUUGUGCGGACACAUCCAAGCUGGCUGCAGCCGAGAAGGGGCUGGAGAAGGCGAGGGCGGCGGUCGCCGCGCUGGAGCAGAAGAGGGCCGCCGUGCAGCAGGAGCUGUCGGCCGUGGAGCGCGACCAGGAGAAGCUGCUCAUGCAGAAGAAGACGCUGGAGGCGCGCCUGAGCGAGACGUCCAGCCUCGAGGCGAGGGUCCGGACCAUGCGGGAGACCUACAAGCGGCAGGCGGAGCAGUGGCAGGACCCGGACCGCGUCAGGGAGGCCUUCCGGGGCAAGUUCAAGGCGGUGCUGGCGGACAUGCGGCAGCGGUACGGGCAGAUGGCGGCGGCCGUGACCCAGGCGCAGCAGUGCUGGGUGGCGUGCCGGCUGACGCAGCUGCAGCUGGAGAGCCUGCGCGACGUCGCCACGCACGUCGAGAACAAGCUGCGGGAGGAGCAGAGGCAGCUGUCUCGCUCGCAGGAAGCACUAAGGCAGGCAGUGCGCGACGUGGAAGGUGUGAAGGAUGACGUGAAGAGUGCCAUGGCUGCAGCGAAGCGCCUCACGGACGGGCUGACCCCCCAGAGCGAUGGCUUCGGCCCCUUCCGGAAGGCCUUCCAGAGCCUGACGGAUGACCUGGAGAGCCUGGAGUCUGACAUGGAAGUGAUCCGGGGCAAGCUGGACUGUCUGGUGGGAGCCGACAGCAGCGUUCUGGUAGAAUUCGAGAACAGAAAGAAGCAAAUCGAAGACUUGAAGGCGCAACUGGAGGCAAAGACAAACAGCUCGGUAACCAUCAAGAGCUCCAUGAAUGAGGUGAAAAAAGAAUGGCUGGGCUCACUAAAUGAGUUGGUUGAAAACAUUUCCAGGAAGUUUAGUGAUUGUUUCGCCACUCUCAAGUGUGCGGGAGAGGUGAAACUUCAAACAGGUACCAACGAGGACGACUUCGACCAGUACGGCCUGCGCGUGCGCGUCAAGUUCCGCAGCGAGGACGAGCUGCAGGACCUCAACAAGCACCUGCAGAGCGGGGGGGAGCGGUCCGUCUCCACCGCCGUGUUCAUGAUCUCGCUGCAAGGGCUGACCCGGGUGCCCUUCUGCUGCGUCGACGAGAUCAACCAGGGAAUGGACAAGUUCAACGAGCGCAUGAUAUUUGAUCUCCUAGUAGCAACCACUAGCUUACCAAACUCGCCACAGUAUUUUCUAUUGACACCAAAGCUGUUGAGUGGUCUACAGUACUCGCCCACAACUGUGGUGUCCUGCGUUUUCAACGGUAGUUGGAUCGCUCCCUGUCUCGUGACCAGAGACCACGGCAAGCAUUCGAAAAAGAGGCCCCGGCUCACGUAAAGAGCACCCAUGAUUUGUGGGAGCGCGAAAGGCGGCACACGAUCGCAUAGCUCUUGACGAUUCUCCAGAUAUGGUGCUCUUGUGGCUGUAAAAUUAUUUUAUCAACUCGUGUUUUGAAUACUGUUUAUAUUUUGUACCUGUGUAAAUAAUAUACAUAUAUACAUUUUAUAUUUUUUGUAUUUUACAAAACUCCUUAGUAUACUUUGUGUUAAAAAACCAAGUAAAAAAACUUACUAGUUUUAUAAAAUAAAGUUAAGAGUUUUAGUGUAUUUUAAACUUGCAGGUGAUUCAAAAAUUUUUCAUUAUUCUGGUAACUUAUCAUGAUGUGAUUAUUUUAGUGAUAUGACAGUUGCUUUUAGGACAGUUCAAGAAAUAAAGAAAUUGAUAGGACCCGAGAAGAUGAUACUAAAAAUUAGAUGUUUGAUUCAAAGAAAUGUAGAUUGGAAAUGGUAUCACUGUUUUCAUACAGUCAAAAAUUAUAUGUAGUUAAAUUUGUUUUAAAAUUAUUUUUCGGAGUACAGUAGAGUCCUGCUAAUCCGGAUCCCGCUCAUCCGAACGUAGGUUAAUCUGGAUAGGUUUUAAUAAAUAAAGAGCAGGAUUUUUGUUUUUGUUGUGUUAAUCCUGUAUCAGUUCGUAGGUUAAAAACUUUGGUAUCAGUAAGCAGUAUAUUAAAUUAAAAUCAAGCUGUAAAAAAAGUUGUAUUUAUGAAGAAAAAAAAUUUGGAUUUUAAUAGUUUUAUCCAUCCAAAAAUUAUAUCAUGUGCAUUUUAAGGCAAAUUCUGUUCAAUCCGGACUUCUAGUGAUCCGGACAAGGUUCGGUCCCAUCUUGUCUGGAUUAGUGGGACUCUUCUGUAUUAUUUUUUUUAAUGACUGUUAAUCGUACUUCUUAUUAGUAUGUAUGUAUGUAUAGUACCCAUUUGUUUGUACAUGAUUUUUAUGAAUUAUGAACUAUGAUAGUGUUGUACCUGUGGUAUGAAUAUUGAACUGUUUUCUUGUUUAAAUAGAUUCGAGCAUAAAUUUUGAAUCACUUGGCAUUUAGUUUGAAUUAGUUAAAAUAAAUUAAAUCACUUUGUUGAAGAGAGUUAAGAAAAUAUUCAUACGUUUGUAAACAAAAAUUUUCUUAUGUAGUUUUAUUUUCACGUACUUAAUGUAUGUAUUAUAUCAUAAAGUUAUGAUUUAGAUUUUCAUACCCAAGAGCAAAAGAAGCUUUGAUAUAUUUAAUUCAUUUAUCAAAUGUUGAUUCUGCAAGCCUGCAUCACAGAAAUACCCAUCAACUUCCCAUUAUAUUCAAGUAAUUAAGGAAUUGGUUAUUUAUAAUGAAUACAGUAAAACCUCUGAACUAUUUAAAUAUAAGGUGUGAAAAAUUUUAUGUAAUAUAUUUUCUUAAUGAGACUACAUAUAUAAUAUCUUUCCAAAUCAUCAAAAUGUAAAUUAAAAACAUUAAUCUAAGUUAUGCACAUUACACACGUAUAUGUAAACUAAAAAUAUGCAUCAUAUUGUGUCUAACGGUUUACUCAAAAAUAUUUAGAAAUGUUUGGUUUGUUUGUGUUUUGGAUAUGCUGGGUAAGUUAUCAGUUUAUCAUAAGGAAGCUUUGCUGUAUUCAGGUCGCACAUGUAACACGUGAAAAAAAAUUGUAUAUGGUAACUUGUAAUUUUUCUUUGAAAAAAAAAAUCUAUUAUGUGCUGCAGUUUGUCAGAAAAUUAAAUGAUUUAAGAAACUGUACCAUACACUUAGUAAUGUUUUUAAUUGUGUUUGAUAGAAUAAAUAAUAUUACAAACUGAA